This is a messenger RNA of Quercus robur (English oak), 1107 nucleotides long. RefSeq lists its product as uncharacterized. Bases 1 to 1107 code for a protein of 368 amino acids. Gene Ontology annotation, molecular function: catalytic activity. The transcript has a single exon. The record is from RefSeq and is a predicted model, not a curated record. Lineage: Eukaryota; Viridiplantae; Streptophyta; Magnoliopsida; Fagales; Fagaceae.
AUGAAUUGCAUCAGUUGGAACUGCCGUGGUUUGGGCCAAUCAUGGGCAGUUCAUGAACUCACCGAAUUGGUGAACAAACAUUCGCCCACCAUUCUCUUCCUCAUGGAAACAAGAGUAAAGGAUCACAAGCUAAAAACCCUUUGCUUGAAGCUCCACCUAGAGAAUGUUUUCAUAGAGCCGCGGGUUAAUAUAGGAGGCGGAUUGGCCCUAUAUUGGAAGGAUGGAAUCAAUCUCAAAGUUCUGGACUCAACACCAAGCUUCAUUGAUGCAGUAGUUAACCUAGGAAUGGAUGAUGCCUGGCGAUUGACGGGUUUCUACGGAAAUCCAACAACAGCUAACCGGGAACAUUCUUGGGCACUACUAAAACACAUCAGCCUAAAAUUGGACUUACCAUGGAUGUGUGUGGGGGAUUUUAACGAGAUCACAAAAGUUGAAGAGAAGAAGGGGGGCCUCGAAAGACCAGAAAGACAGAUGAGAGAAUUUAGAGAAGCUUUGGACUUUUGUGGAUUUCGGGACUUGGGUUUUGUUGGUACACCUUUCACUUGGUGUAAUAAUCAAUUUGAGGGGGAGGUGACAUGGAUACGUUUGGAUAGAGGGGUGGCUACUCCAGACUGGAUACAUUUGUUCCCAACAGUACGCAUUCAUCAUAUUGGAGGUACCUUAUCUGAUCAUUGUCCUUUGUGGUUAUAUUCUGAUGAUGAAAAUGUUAGAUUUUAUAAAAAAUCUAGGCCUUUUCGUUUUGAGGCGGUGUGGCUAAAAGAGGAAGCAUGUGAGGGAGUUAUCAAGAGAGCAUGGGAUGGUCAUAACUAUGGAGAUCUGGUUGGGAGGCUUAUCGGCAUGGUUAAGGCAUGCAGGUCAAGCUUCCAAAAAUGGAGCAGAUUGAGUUUUGGGAAUAUUCAGCACAUGCUAAACCAAAAGAGGAAAAAGCUAGUCCAAGCCGAAUCCAUGUCUAUGGCUGGUACUAAUCAUGAAGAGGUCCGGGUCCUAAGAGGAGAAGUGUAUGAGCUCAUGGUGAAAGAAGAGUGCUUGUGGCACCAAAGAUCAAGGUCGGAAUGGUUGAAGAGUGGAGACAUGAACACGAGCUACUUCCAUAGUCGAGCAACAUAA